This is a messenger RNA of Eruca vesicaria subsp. sativa (arugula), 3006 nucleotides long. Lineage: Eukaryota; Viridiplantae; Streptophyta; Magnoliopsida; Brassicales; Brassicaceae. The record is from the annotation of a GenBank genome assembly.
AUUCAGAAAAGAAAAAAAUAAGAAAGAAGCAGAUUUGCUUUGCUUCUUCUCGCUCGCUAAGCCUUUCUUUUCUUUGCAUGCAUCACCUCAUCUUCUUCAUUCUUUAAGCAAAGUUAAAAACUUUUCAAUCUGGGUAUUGCUGGAAGUAUCUAAAACAGUUGAAAUGUUAACCCUUUUCUCCUUUCCUUUUUGUUUCUUGGUCGCUCGAGCAAAACCCUAAAUCAGUUUACUCUCGAUUCCACUUAAAAGCUCCCACCUUUACAGUUUAUUGAAGCUCUUGUGUAAUAGAUUUAAGGCUUAGAGGAUGAUAAUAGCGAAGCAAUACCGUUGUAUUCACUCUGCCACUUGUCAUUGUACGAAAGGACAUCUUAGUGAAGAAGUACUGUUCCUUAUGGUUCAGCAUCUAAACUGGAACCCUAAUGUAAUCGCCACUCUGUCUUGUGUCUGUAAAUGGUUCGAUGAUCUUGCUAAGAGACUACUUUGGAAAGAGUUCUGUAGAGCCAGAGCGCCCAAGAUGAUGUGUGACUUACAGUCUAGUGGUAGCCACAGUGUUGAUGGUAGUUGGAGAGCACUUGGGAAGCUUUUGAUUUACUGCUCAGGGUCAAGUAAAGGUGGACUCUUUAACGAUGUUCAAGUCCCUGGUCACUUUGUUCACAGGACCCGUUUCUCUAGGACUUCGGGAAGAAGCUUCCUUCCUCUGCAGUGUCGGAACGAUGACAUUCUCUAUGUUUCUGAUCCUUGUGAGCAUUUGGAUCAAGGAGGAGGAGGAGAAGAUGGUGAUUUGGGAUUCUUCCGUGGGAUUUUCAAAUCGUUUUCAAUGUCAAAGGUGAGGAAGUUGCUUAUUAGGAAAGGUACAUCGUUUCAUCCCACAGAGGUUUGUCCUUAUUGCAAAGCCAAGCUGUGGAGUAUGCUUCAGGCGAGGAUGAUACCUCAGAGUGCUAGCUGUAGGUUGGGGGCUUAUGAAGAUAGCAUUGAGUAUUAUGUUUGCCUCAAUGGACAUAUGCUUGGAGUUUGUACUCUCUUACCUUUGUCUGAUUCUGAAGGAGCAUCUGAGUUUCAGUGAAGCUGUGGGUAAAGGUUAUGGUGUAAUCUCUGUUUCUUUCUGCUGGUGAAUUGUUGUUACUCGACUUGGGAACAUCGGUAUGGGCACUUUUCACAGAGCUGGUGUGAAGUGUAUGUGCAGUGUUCGAGAAAGAGAGCAAUUUCAGAUUCACAGAUUCUCUAUCUAGAAUUGUUGUGUAAACCAUUUGUUGUCACAGUGCAUGUAUGUGUAUGAACAACAUUUACUUCUGCUAAAUAAAUUUAGGAACUCUUCUUUGGAUGUCUUGUUUACCCAUCUUAUAGUAUAUCAGUGACAAAAAAUGAUACAAAAACCUAUAAUAGUUCUUGAUGUAACUUAGGUUCAUAACACAUCGUCAAGCUAAAUCUUUGAUUAGCCUGAGUUACUUCUGAACUCGACUGUGCUAUGAGCUGGUUUCUUUCUCAAUCCAACAUCCUCCAUCAUUUUUCUCACCUUCUCCAUAUCUUUCCAUCGUCCCAAAGCCGCAUAGAUAUUCGCCAACAACACAUAGUUUCCUGUGUUCUCUGGUUCUUGCUCAAACAGCUUGUUUGCUGCAACUUCUCCAAGCUGGACAUUCUCAUGUGUGACACAUGCAGCGAGCAAUGCACCCCAAACAGUUGAGGUUGGUUCAAAUGGAAUUGUUGUAAUGAGAUUGUAAGCUUCUUCUAACCGACCUGCUCGACCAAGGAGAUCAACCAUGCAAGUGUAAUGGUUUGGUCGAGCUAUCUUCUUGUGAUGCUCAAGCAUAAACCUGAAUAACGCUAAGCCUUGUUCGACCAAACCGGAAUGGCUGCAAGCGUUUAAGGCAGAAGUAAAUGUAAUUUCAUUUGGCGUCACACCAGACCUAACCAUCUCCAUGAAAACUUGCAGCGCGUUAUGGCCAUCUCCGUGCAUCCCGUAACCAGAGAUUAAUGCACCCCAUAGAACUAUAUCUUUUCUCUUGUGUUUCUCCUGGAUCCCAUCAAAUACCUUGUGGGCAGAUUCUAAAGUUCCACACUUUGAGUAAACAUGAACCAGCCCUGUAGCUGCAUCAAGGCUUGACAUAAACCCGGUUUUGGUUAGGUAGCAAUGUAUGUCCAUUGCUUGGCGCAGAUCUGCCAAAGCUGCAUACGCUGGAAGGAGACUGUUUAGUGUGGCAAUGUUCGGUUCACCAUCUACCCGUCGCAUCCCUUUGAAGAGAUCCAACGCGUCACUCAUUAGUUCAUUAUGUACACAACCGGAAAUAAUCGCACUCCAGGGACCUGCAUGUUUUUUUGAAGCCCCGGAGAAGACUUUGAAGCAAAGGUCUACUCGAUUGCAUUUCGCAUACAUGCUGAUCAAAGAAGUUUCUAUGAUGACACUGGAGAAAACCCUUUGCCUAAUUGCCCAACCAUGUAAGCAUUUACCAUCAUUCAUCUCCAAAGCAUCGCCGCAAGCUGAAACAAGACAGGCUAUAGUCACAUCAUUAGGUCUCACACCUUCAAACUGCAUCAACCUACACAACUCCAAAGCGUUCUUCACGUCCCCUUCUUCUGUAUAUCCGUUAAUCAUACAAGUCCAUGCGAUCACAUCCCUGCGUUCCAUCCUAUCAAACACAAAUCUCGCCUCGUCCAUACGACCACAUUUCAAAUACAUAUCCACCAACGCAUUCUUCACCUCUAUCUUAUCCCCUAACCGCUUCUCUUCCACAAUCUUAUGAACACUCCUGCCCAUUUCAAGAUCCUUCAAGUGACCACAAACAGGCAACAUGGAAACAACAGUAGCGUGAUCAAUAUCAAAACCCUCAUUAACCAUCAAAUCAAACGUCAUCAAAGCAUCAUUCAUGUAACCAUUCCUAUAAUACCCACUGAUCAUAGUGUUCCAUGAAAUCACAUCUCUGUUCAUCAUCACAUCAAACACUCUCCUCGCCAUCUCAACCCUCCCAAAGCUCAUGUACAUUGCAAGCAACGCGUUCUGCACAUACUUAU